AUGCCGGCUGUCAAACAAAGAAAAGUUGCCAUCGUCGGGAGCAGGGCUGUUGGGAAAUCCUCCCUAACCGUCCAGUUCGUCGAAAAUCAUUUCGUCGAGAGUUACUACCCAACAAUCGAAAACACCUUCAGUACCGUUAUCAAAUAUAAGGGACAGGAUUACUCCACCGAAAUCGUCGAUACCGCUGGUCAGGACGAAUAUAGUAUUCUCCAAUCGAAACAUUCAAUUGGGAUCCAUGGGUACCUUAUAGCGUACUCCGUCACCUCCCGGCAAUCGUUUGAUAUGGUCACUGUCAUUAGAGAUAAAAUCCUCAACCAUCUUGGUGCAGAAUGGGUCCCCUGCGUGUUAGUCGGUAAUAAAUCCGAUCUUCACAUCCAACGACAGGUAUCACCUGAGGAAGGCAAGGCGCUCGCCGAGGAAUGGAAGUGCUCUUGGACCGAAACCUCUGCCAGACAUAACGAGAACGUAGCAAAGGCGUUCGAGUUGUUGGUCGCAGAAAUCGAAAAGUCGCAGAACCCGGCGCAGCCUCCUAAUGGUGGGAAGUGUGUGCUCAUGUGA
Molecule: messenger RNA, 558 nt
Organism: Orbilia oligospora ATCC 24927
Lineage: Eukaryota; Fungi; Ascomycota; Orbiliomycetes; Orbiliales; Orbiliaceae
Exons: 3
Coding region: 1-558 (185 amino acids)
Biological process (GO): small GTPase-mediated signal transduction
Cellular component (GO): plasma membrane
Molecular function (GO): GTPase activity; GDP binding; GTP binding
Source: RefSeq, a predicted model, not a curated record